This is a messenger RNA of Miscanthus lutarioriparius, 192 nucleotides long. Lineage: Eukaryota; Viridiplantae; Streptophyta; Magnoliopsida; Poales; Poaceae. The record is from the annotation of a GenBank genome assembly.
AUGGAGGAGGCGCAGGGCGCCACCGGCGGUGUGGGGAGGAGGCACAGGCCGCACGGUGCUGCUGUGGAAGAGGUGGGGGCGAGUCUUUUAGACGGCCCGGAAGAGAUGGUCGCCGCAUCGGUGUGGAAGAGGCGGGGGCGAGUCAUCCGAGCAGCAUGGGCAGCGGACUUGAAGCGGACGGUUCGGAUGUGA